This is a messenger RNA of Marmota flaviventris (yellow-bellied marmot), 1758 nucleotides long. RefSeq names its product transmembrane protein 121B (gene Tmem121b). The record is from RefSeq and is a predicted model, not a curated record. NCBI's taxonomy places the organism in Eukaryota, Metazoa, Chordata, Mammalia, Rodentia, Sciuridae.
AUGCACCCGGCGCUCAGCAACCCUCGCGCGGUCUCAUCCUCGUCUGGCUCCUUUCCGCCGCCCCCUGCCGCCGCCCGGCUACAGCCCCUCUUCCUCCGGGGGGGUUCCUCCCGCGGCCGGAAAGGCUCGGGCGACAGCAGCACCAGCACCAGUACCAGCCGGGGGGGAGGAGGCGGCAGACGCGGCGGGGGCGGCUGCUCCCCAAGCAGCAGCACCGGCGCAGAGAGAGAGGACGACGACGAGAGCAUCAGCAUCAGCAAGCCACUGGUGCCGGCCACCGCCGCCGCGCUCCCGGGACCCCUGGCUCAGGGGGGCGCAGCGGCCGCCGACUCCGCGCCGGGCGCCUUCUCCUCCUCCACUGCCACCACAUCCUCCACUUCCACGCCCACCUCCUCUUGCAGCAUGACGGCUGCGGACUUCGGCGGGGGCGCAGCGGCUGGGGCCGUCGGGGGCUCAGGGGGCCGCUCCGCCGGGGGCGCGGGCGGUACCGGGACUGGCAGCGGCGCUUCCUGUUGCUCGUGUUGCUGCUGCUGCGGCCGCCCGGCCCGGUCUGGCCGCAGGGGUCGGCGUCGCGGCUGCACCCCAAGCCCGGGGUGCCGCUGGGGCUACCAGGCGCUGUCCGUGGUGCUACUGCUGGCGCAAGGCGGUCUGCUAGACCUGUACCUCAUCGCCGUCACUGACCUGUACUGGUGCUCCUGGAUCGCCACCGACUUGGUGGUAGUGGUGGGUUGGGCCAUCUUCUUCGUCAAGAACAGCCGGGGCCGUCGGGGCGGCGCGGUGACUGUCGCGCACAACCACCAUCAGCACCACCACCACGCUGCGCCUCCUCUGCACCUGCCCGCUGCCUCAACAGCCUCUGUUGGGGCCCCGGCCGGGGCCAAGGCGCGCGGCGGACGCGCGAGCGCCGGAGGCCCAGGGAGCUGCCCGGGGGCGACCGGGACGGCGGGGGAGUUCGCCUUCGCCUACCUGGCCUGGCUCAUCUACUCCAUCGCUUUCACGCCCAAGGUGGUGCUUAUCCUCGGCACGUCCAUCCUGGACCUCAUUGAGCUGCGCGCGCCCUUUGGCACCACCGGCUUCCGCCUCACCAUGGCGCUGUCGGUGCCCCUGCUCUACAGCCUGGUGCGGGCCAUCAGCGAGGCGGGCGCGCCCCCAGGUUCUGCGGGACCCCUGCUCCUGCAGCCCCAGCAACACCGCGCUGCUGGCUGCUUCUUGGGCACGUGUCUAGAUCUGCUCGACAGCUUUACCCUGGUGGAGCUGAUGUUGGAAGGGCGGGUGCCGCUGCCCGCGCACCUGCGAUACCUGCUUAUUUCUGUCUACUUCCUCACCCUUGCCUCGCCGGUGCUCUGGCUCUACGAGCUCAACUCCACAGCGGUGGCAGCGUCGUCCUGGGGCCAGGCCUCAGGCCCUGGCAGCUGCAGCCGCCUUCUGCGCCUACUAGGUGGCUGCCUGGUGGACGUGCCCUUGCUAGCGCUGCGGUGCCUCCUAGUGGUGAGCUACCAGCAGCCCCUCUCCAUCUUUAUGCUCAAGAACCUCUUCUUCCUUGGCUGCCGAGGCCUGGAGGCCCUAGAGGGCUGUUGGGACCGGGGGAGUCGGACCUCCCCUAGUCGGGCCAGAGGCAGUUAUGGUGCUCCACCUUCUGCCCCACCGCCCCCGCCGCCACCACCUCAGGGAGGUUCCCAGCUGGGCCACUGCAUCUCUGAGAACGAGGGGGGUCCCCAUGGUUAUGUCAACACACUGGCUGUUGCUUCCCAGAAUUGA